UGGAGGAAAACGGCAAUGAAAACUUUUUCAAUUAUCUUAGGAUGUCGCCUGAUAUGUUUUAUCGAUUGCUCGGACUCUUGGAGACUACACUUGAAGAACAACCAAGAACCAGAUUAGAAAUUUCGCUUCGUUAUUUGGCAUCUGGUGACAGUUUGACUUCUAUUUCAUAUGUUUUUCGUGUUGGGAUUUCUAGAGUAAUGCUGAGCCAACUGGGUACGUUGCGAUUGCCGACUCAUCCGUGUCAAUAUUCAUCACACGAUCCAACGGAUCCGUGAAAACGGAUGCAUGUGAAAGCAGCGUGCAGUCCACAGUAUUCUGAGAGUCGUUUCUUCUUCUUCUGUUCCGUGUUUCUCUGGUAAGCGGUUUGUUGAUGAUGAACUUCUUUGUUGAGGUUAACAUUACACCUACAAAAUAAAACAUUGUUAUUGAUAGUAAACUGUUGAAACCAUUCACUAAUUUGUGCAUACACGAUGGUGGUGAGACAAUAUCAACAGGAACUAGAAUAUCUGGAGAAAAUAACCCCAUAUAGCUGGAGAAUAAAAAAGGGUUUUCAACCCAACAUGAAUGUUGAGGGGGUGUUUUACGUCAACCAAACUCUCGAAAAAUUGAUGUUGGACGAAUUGCGGAAUGCUUGCAGACCAGGAAUGGUAGGAGGAUUCCUGCCUGGAGUCAAACAAAUCGCCAAUGUAGCUGCUUUACCUGGGAUAGUAGGAAGAUCAGUGGGACUACCAGAUGUCCACUCUGGAUACGGUUUUGCCAUCGGUAACAUGGCAGCAUUUGACAUGGACAAUCCUGACUCAAUUGUCUCACCAGGUGGAGUAGGUUUUGACAUAAACUGUGGUGUCAGACUGUUAAGAACAAAUCUCUUUGAAAAAGAUGUCAUGCCAGUCAAGGAAGAGCUGGCUCAAAGUUUAUUUGACCACAUUCCUGUGGGAGUGGGCUCUAAAGGUAUAAUUCCUAUGAAUGCCAGAGAUUUAGAGGAGGCUCUAGAGAUGGGAAUGGAUUGGUCACUAAGAGAAGGUUACAUUUGGGCUGAAGAUAAGGAACAUUGUGAAGAAUAUGGAAGAAUGCUGAAUGCUGAUCCUUCUAAAGUAAGUGUUAGAGCUAAAAAAAGAGGGUUACCUCAACUGGGUACUUUGGGAGCAGGCAAUCACUAUGCAGAAAUCCAAGUUGUUGAGGAGAUUUAUGACAAAUCAGCAGCAUCCAAAAUGGGUAUUGAAGAGCAGGGACAAAUUUGUGUUAUGAUACACUCAGGUAGUCGUGGUUUUGGACACCAGGUAGCCACUGAUGCCUUAGUGCAAAUGGAGAAAGCCAUGAAAAGGGACAAUAUCGAAACCAAUGACAGGCAGCUGGCUUGUGCAAGAAUCCACAGCCAAGAAGGCCAGGAUUAUUUGAAAUCCAUGGCUGCAGCUGCUAACUUUGCUUGGGUCAAUAGAAGCUCCAUGACUUUCCUAAGCAGGCAGGCCUUUGCCAAAAAAUUCGGCAUGACUCCCGAUGAUUUGGACAUGCAUGUCAUCUAUGAUGUGUCUCACAACAUUGCCAAAGUGGAGGAACACAUUGUAGAUGGGAAACCCAGGACUUUGCUGGUUCAUAGGAAAGGCUCUACAAGGGCUUUUCCCCCACACCAUCCCUUGAUACCGGUGGACUAUCAGUUGACAGGGCAACCGGUGUUGAUUGGGGGAACCAUGGGCACCUGCAGCUAUGUCCUCACUGGGACAGAGCAGGGGAUGUUGGAGACCUUUGGGUCCACUUGCCAUGGGGCUGGUAGGGCUCUGUCCAGGGCAAAAUCAAGGAGGAAUCUGGACUAUCAGGAGGUUUUGAGGAAAUUGGAUUAUAUGGGGAUUUCGAUAAGAGUUGCAUCACCUAAGCUAGUUAUGGAGGAGGCACCUGAAUCUUACAAGAAUGUGACUGAUGUUGUGAAUACAUGCCAUGCUGCAGGGAUUUCAAAGAAGUGUAUUAAGUUGAGACCUAUUGCUGUAAUUAAAGGUUGAUCA
Phaedon cochleariae (mustard beetle) is the source of this 1994-nucleotide messenger RNA. Lineage: Eukaryota; Metazoa; Arthropoda; Insecta; Coleoptera; Chrysomelidae. The record is from the annotation of a GenBank genome assembly.